CGCUACGUAUAAAUACAGUCGGUGAAGCACGGGUGUGUUUCACUCCGGUUUGAGACAACCAGAAAAGUCGACUACAGUCACAAAGCUUGUUCCCCGUGUGGGAUUGCAAGAAGGUUGCUAAAAUGCGUGGAAUUUACAUAUGCCUUGUCUUCGUCCUGGUUUGCGGUCUUGUUUCUGGACUGGCUGAUGUUCCAGCAGAAAGCGAGAUGGCUCAUCUUCGUGUCCGUCGAGGGUUCGGAUGCCCGUUUAACCAAGGAGCCUGUCACAGACACUGCCGCAGCAUUCGGCGCCGGGGUGGCUACUGCGCUGGCCUAAUCAAGCAGACAUGCACAUGUUACCGGAAUUAACAAUUCCGAAUUGACCACGAACAUGAAUAUUUCCUAGCUGCAUUUACUGCUGAUACUGGAGGUCCUGCAUCGAAUGGUGUAUGAAUAUGGUUUUAUAUAUGAACGGUAUUUACGGUCAGCUUUAAGAGUAACUACGCUUUUGAACAUUGUGUCAGUAUAGCGUUUGUGCACACACUGGCGCUUUACUUUAGCAAGCUUACAACGUCACUUCUGUUUCGUACAUCAGAAAUGCUUUGACAAUUCACUGUCAACAAAGCGAAAUGUGCGAAAUAAAAUUAUUUUUUAGCUGCACUGACUAAA
This is a messenger RNA of Rhipicephalus microplus (southern cattle tick), 647 nucleotides long. RefSeq names its product defensin. Lineage: Eukaryota; Metazoa; Arthropoda; Arachnida; Ixodida; Ixodidae. Gene Ontology annotation, biological process: defense response. The record is from RefSeq and is a predicted model, not a curated record.